Messenger RNA from Eleginops maclovinus (Patagonian blennie), 2534 nucleotides. RefSeq lists its product as uncharacterized. The record is from RefSeq and is a predicted model, not a curated record. Gene Ontology annotation, molecular function: transmembrane signaling receptor activity. The transcript has 11 exons. Lineage: Eukaryota; Metazoa; Chordata; Actinopteri; Perciformes; Eleginopidae. Gene Ontology annotation, cellular component: plasma membrane. Bases 1611 to 2300 code for a protein of 229 amino acids.
UACAAAUAAUUGUAGAGAAAUAUGAAAAUGUUACUGCAUUAAGUUACAACCCUGUCCAGUUUUAAUGUGAAACCAUACAUAAACUUGAACAUAAUGGCAUGAAAAGUAGAGUUCAGAGAGUUUGGAGGAGGACUCGCAUCAUUUAGAGAAGUAAAGCAGUUCCUGAAGACAGAAGAGAGGCAUCCAUCACAGCCUCAAACAUGAACGCCGUCACACUUUGAGCUGCUUCCUCCUCCUCAAGGGCCACAAUCAGAAAAAACGUACGAAGGGCUGGCGACUUACUAGAGAACCAGCUGUGGAACCUGAGUAUGGUAUUGAACCAGAGGCUAACCACAUUUUUGAGGAUGUCAGAGAGGAGGACAGAGGGAGCAAAUCUCCGCCUGUAGAAAUAUCUACCAUCUACUCAUAUGCCAAAUAUAUCAAACCAAACCGAGUCGAAACCACAGAGCAGUAGCUACAGCUUAGUCACUGCAGUCACUCCUCAGAAAAAAACUAAAGAUGACUUGAGUAAUCUCAACUUCUCUGAGGUGGAUUUUUCCAACAGUGCCGCUGCCUCGCUCCACAGCGCUCCCCUGUGGUGACGCGGAUAACGUCCUCUACUCGAUUCCUCGGGGUGGAAGCGAGCUCCGACGUUAGCCACGCUUCACCUGUCACCUCACAUCAGAUGUAACUCAAUCAUGUUCUCAUCAAUUCAGAUAAUCAAAGUUAAUUUCACAACUGUUGUGUUUAUUUAUUUUGUUGAAAUGAACUGUAAACUAUUUCAUUGAUAGCUGGCGCUAGUUGCUAAUUGGUGAUUGGUGAUGGAAACAGUGGUCUCAUCAACGCAGAACCACUCGACCGUACAGGAACUGAAGGAGGAGACAUCACAGUAAGAUGCUCCUUUUCUUUCUCUGGAAGAACGAGGCUCUUCUGUAAGGGAAAAUGUGAAGAAGGAAACAUUCUGGUUGAAACGACCAAUGACACAGCUCAGAGAGGCAGAUACAGCAUCAGAUAUGAGGAAGGAUUUUAUCCAGCAUCUAAUACAAUUCUGUAUGUGAGCAUCACAAAUGACUAAGUCUGAUGCUGGAUGGUACCAAUGUGGUCUGGACAGAUCUCUACCUGCCUUUGACCGUUACGAGUGUGGCUUUGUAACAUGUACAGGAUAGAUAUAUUGAGAGAGGGGAUGACAUGCAGCAAAAUAAACAAAUUCAGAAGAAUUGGGAAGUGUUCAAAGAUGCUUUUGAAAGCAAGUGUCAUAUGUUUUUAUUUCAAACCAGAAAUAUUUGAAGCUGGUAAACUACUUUAAAGUGAGGUUUACAUGAGUUUACAACAAAGAGUAGUUUUAAUGUAAAAUCAUACAUAAGCUUGAAAGUGAUGACAGGAAAAGUAUAGAGUUCAGUGUGUGGGAUGUGUUUGGAGGAGGGGACUCCCUCAUCAGUGAAGAAGUAAAGCUCUUCCUGGUUUGUGUAGACAGAAGAGAGGCAGCGUUAAACCAUCACAUCCUCAAACAUGAACGCCUGCCACACUUUGAUCUGCUUCCUCUUCCUCACGCUGCGGGAUGGAAACAGUGGUCUCAUCAACGCAGAAAACCUCGACCGUACAGGAACUGAAGGAGGAGACCUCACAGUUGGAUGCUCCUUUCUUUCUCUGGAUAUAGGAGGCUCUUCUGUAAGGGAAAAUGUGAAGAAGGAAACAUUCUGGUUGAAACGACCGAUGACACAGUUCAGAGAGGCAGAUACAGCAUCAGAUAUGAGGAAGGAUUUUAUCCAGCAUAUUCUACAAUUCUGUAUGUGAGCAUCACAAAGCUGACCAAGUCUGAUGAAGGAGGGUACCGAUGUGGUCUGGACAGAUCUCUACCUGCCUCCGACUCACACAAGGACUUUAGGAUCACAGUUAAAGAAGCUCCAACCUCUUCAAAACCAGAAGUGACUCCCCGACCGUUUUCAACAUCAGCACCAUCAACUUCCACCCUGACCACGACUCAGAGUCUGAGCUCCACACCUUCAUCAGCCUCCCCUGAACGCACCACGCCGCCUCACCAGGGAACGACAGCUCCAGCUGCUGGUCACGGUGUGGUUCUGUUUGUGCGUCUGUUUCUGGUCGUCGUGAUCAUCGUAAUAUCAGCGUCUGUGCUGAUAUUCUGCAAGAGGAGGGCCAGGAAACCCAGAGAAACUGCUGAGGAAGCUGAGUAUGUUAAUGUCACAGAGGCUAACAGAGUGUGUGAGGAGGUCAGAGAGGAGGACAGAGGGAGCGGAUCUUCUCCUGUAGAAAUGUCUGUUCUCUCCCCUUCCCACAGCAGCCAGUUCACAGAAGAAAACUGAACAAGACUCAAGUAAUCUCACCUGCUCUGAGGAGGAGUUUUCCAACAUUACAGCUUCCUCGCCCCACAGGGCCCUCUGUGGUGUGUGUUUCAAAACUAUAUCUGAUGUGUUCAGGUGAUAGCUCUAACCAUGAUAAACACGAUGGCCUGAUAAAUAAAAAAAACUGGUCUGUAGUGAUUCACACACAAAUGUGUUUAUAUUUAAACGUUAUUUUUUUAAGAGUGUGGCUUUGUA